AUGGGGGACCAGGGAGGCGGUGGCGGUCGCAAGGAGAUCUACACCUAUGAGGCGCCGUGGCAGAUUUACGCGAUGGGAUGGUGCCAGCGGUCGGAUCCCGGGGACAGGUAUCGCCUCGCCGUAGGGAGCUUUACGGAGGAGUACAACAACAAGGUUCAGAUUGUGCAGCGUACCGAGACGUCGUUCGUGCGAACGGGGGAGCUGGAGCACCCGUACCCGCCGACCAAGAUCAUGUGGUCUCCAGACAAGUCGCUCAACAGCACAGACCUCCUCGCGACGACCGGGGACUACUUGCGAUUGUGGAGCGUGGAUGAGCAGGAACCAGGCGGGGUAAAGCUGCACUCCCUUCUCAAUAAUAACACGAACGCGGAGUACUGCUCGCCGUUAACGUCGUUCGACUGGUGUGACGCUGACCCGUCUACGGUGGGAACAUCGAGCAUUGACACUACGUGCACGAUCUGGGAUGUCGCGACCGGUACACCAAAGACGCAGCUAAUUGCUCACGACAAAGAGGUUUACGACAUCGCAUUCGCGAGGACGAAGGACAUUUUCGCAUCCGUAGGUGCCGACGGGAGCGUUCGAAUGUUCGACCUCCGAUCACUGGAGCACUCGACCAUCAUCUAUGAGACGCACGACCUGACGCCCCUCAUGCGACUCAGCUGGAAUAAGCAAGACCCCAACUAUCUCGCAACGAUUCUCACCGAUUCCGCCAAGACAGUUAUCCUGGACAUCAGCCAGCUGGACCCGAGGGCCCCCGUCCGCAAGGGCAAGUGGACGCCGGAAGAGGAGGUCUACACGACCAAGAUCAUCAACGACUUUAACAAGGGGCUGUUGCCUUUGGCGCCCGGGACGACACUGCGGUCGUACCUCAGCGAGAAGUUGAACUGCGACCCCAUGCGCAUCACCAAGAAGUUCGCGGGAGCGUCGUGCAUCGGGAAGAGGGUCUUCAUGCCGGUCGAGCGCACGCCUGAGAAUCUCAUCGAGACCCACCGCAGCCGGCGCGAGCUGGAGGAGAUGGCCCGCAAGUUCCACAUCCGCCUGGAGAGCAUGGAGGGGAGCGGCAGCGGCGCACGCUCCCCCACUUGGCCGCUUCCACGAGUUAUCCCCGAGGGGUCGGAGAUCUCUGACCAGGACGCCGGCGGCUUGCUGAUCGACUUCUUCAAGUCGGUGCACGACAAGGUCAAGACUGCUUCCGACGAGCUCGGCGAGCAGCAGCAACAGCAGCAGCAGCCUGCGAGCCCUGACGCGACUGGUAAGGGAGGGAUGCACCCGCUAAUGGCAAGUAAGCGCGGCUUUAGGUCGAUCUCGUCUCCGGCGCUGACCCAGUUCGCGCACUACGCAGAACAAUUGCCGAGGCUCCAGACGCCCCCCUUCAAGCGGAGGAAAAGCGUCGCCAGCUUUGUUUGA
Messenger RNA from Ectocarpus siliculosus, 1407 nucleotides. NCBI's taxonomy places the organism in Eukaryota, Phaeophyceae, Ectocarpales, Ectocarpaceae. The record is from the annotation of a GenBank genome assembly.